AUGAUUAAUUUCGGGGACAUUAUGAAUGGCUCUGCUGGAGCUGCUGUUAACUGCAUUGAGAAUAUACGUAUAGAUAAUCACAUUUUGGACGCUCUAUUUAGUAAGGGUCACCGCGCCCCUCUUGGGCCCCCUGAAUGGGUAGAAGAACUCGGAGAGAUGAUCCACGUCUGUGAAGAUGAGAUGAUCUGCGAAGUACCCACACUAAAGUCCCUUACUUCAAUGGACGUGUGUUCCUCGAGAACAAAGAGUCAAAUCGGGCAAGUGGAUGAGAUUCUCGGACCCAUCAAUGAGUUCUACUUCUCUGUAAAGAUGCAGGAUGGUGUUGUUGCUAGAAGCUUCAAGACUGGCCAAAAGGUCUACAUUGAUGGCAACCAAACUCUUCCUCUGGAGCGGUUCCUUCCUGUUAAGAAGAGUAUCGGCCCUAAGAAGCACGCCGCUGGGGGUAAGGGUAAAGGUGGCAAGGGUAAAGGAGGAAAGGGCAAGGGCUUUGGAAAGGGCAAGGGUAAGGGUAAGGGUCAUUUUGGGAAGGGUAAGGGCAAGGGAAGAUGGUAG
Molecule: messenger RNA, 552 nt
Organism: Perkinsus marinus ATCC 50983
Lineage: Eukaryota; Perkinsozoa; Perkinsida; Perkinsidae
Product: small nucleolar RNP protein, Gar1 protein RNA binding region, putative
Exons: 6
Coding region: 1-552 (183 amino acids)
Biological process (GO): ribosome biogenesis; snoRNA guided rRNA pseudouridine synthesis
Cellular component (GO): box H/ACA snoRNP complex
Molecular function (GO): box H/ACA snoRNA binding
Source: RefSeq, a predicted model, not a curated record